Messenger RNA from Chionomys nivalis (European snow vole), 4172 nucleotides. It is a transcript of the gene Dlst, whose product is annotated as dihydrolipoamide S-succinyltransferase. Gene Ontology annotation, molecular function: dihydrolipoyllysine-residue succinyltransferase activity. The record is from RefSeq and is a predicted model, not a curated record. NCBI's taxonomy places the organism in Eukaryota, Metazoa, Chordata, Mammalia, Rodentia, Cricetidae. The transcript is spliced from 15 exons. Gene Ontology annotation, biological process: tricarboxylic acid cycle. The coding region runs from base 73 to 1437 and encodes 454 amino acids. Gene Ontology annotation, cellular component: oxoglutarate dehydrogenase complex.
CCUGCCUCACUUCCGGUUGUUGCCGGGCCCUAUAUCCGGUGUCCGCCCGCCCUCCAUCCCGCUCCCUCCGCGAUGCUGUCCCGGUCUCGCUGCGUGUCCCGGGCGUUCAGCCGCUCGCUUUCUGCCUUCCAGAAGGGGAACUGCCCUCUAGGGAGACGUUCCUUGCCUGGGGUCUCCUUAUGUCAGGGACCAGGUUACCCUGAAAGCAGGAAGAUGGUCAUUAACAGCAGUAGUGUCUUCAGUUUUCGCUUCUUCCAAACCACGGCUGUGUGCAAGAAUGAUGUGAUUACAGUUCAAACCCCAGCUUUUGCAGAAUCAGUUACAGAGGGAGAUGUCAGGUGGGAGAAAGCUGUUGGAGAUACAGUUGCAGAAGAUGAAGUGGUUUGUGAGAUUGAAACUGACAAGACUUCUGUGCAGGUUCCAUCACCAGCAAAUGGCAUCAUUGAAGCUCUUUUAGUACCUGAUGGGGGCAAAGUUGAAGGAGGAACUCCUCUUUUCACACUCAGGAAAACUGGUGCUGCUCCUGCUAAGGCCAAACCAGCGGAAGCUCCUGCUGCAGCCCCAAAAGCAGAGCCGCAAGCACCGGCAGUCUCCCCUCCCUCUGUAGCAGCUAUACCCACUCAGAUGCCACCGGUGCCCCCACCCUCACAACUUCCUUCUAGCAAACCAGUUUCUGCAAUAAAACCCACUGCUGCCCCUCCCCUGGCUGAGCCAGGAGCUGCUAAAGGUGUGCGGUCGGAACAUCGGGAGAAAAUGAACCGGAUGCGGCAGCGCAUUGCUCAGCGUCUGAAGGAAGCCCAGAAUACGUGUGCAAUGCUGACCACCUUUAAUGAGGUUGACAUGAGUAACAUCCAAGAGAUGAGAGCUCGGCACAAAGAUGCUUUCUUGAAGAAACAUAACCUCAAACUUGGCUUCAUGUCGGCAUUUGUAAAGGCCUCAGCCUUUGCCUUGCAGGAGCAGCCGGUUGUAAAUGCAGUGAUUGAUGAUGCAACCAAAGAAGUGGUGUAUAGAGAUUAUAUUGACAUCAGUGUUGCUGUUGCUACUCCAAGGGGUCUCGUGGUUCCUGUCAUUAGGAAUGUGGAAACUAUGAACUAUGCAGAUAUUGAACGGACCAUCAGUGAACUAGGAGACAAGGCCAGAAAGAAUGAACUUGCCAUUGAAGAUAUGGAUGGUGGUACUUUUACCAUUAGCAAUGGAGGAGUUUUUGGGUCACUGUUUGGAACGCCCAUUAUCAACCCCCCUCAGUCUGCCAUUCUGGGCAUGCAUGGCAUCUUUGACAGACCUGUGGCUGUGGGAGGCAAGGUGGAAGUGCGACCUAUGAUGUAUGUAGCCCUGACCUAUGACCACCGGUUGAUUGAUGGCAGAGAGGCUGUGACCUUCCUCCGAAAAAUCAAGGCAGCAGUAGAAGAUCCAAGAGUCCUCCUCCUAGACCUUUAGGAGGAAGCCACGCCCCCUACCUAUCGAUCAUGCAGGAACUGAAAACAGUCUUCUCCCUGUCCCCUCAUCAGUCCCAGAGUUCGCCUGACGACAGGCAGGCACCAUACUGUUGGCCUCAAGCAAGGAAGCCAGGGCACUAUAUAACCAGCUUUCACAGGCCUUUUCUUCAUGUUCCUUCUAGACUCUUUCUCUCCCUCUCUGUGUUCUUUUGAGAGAGAGUGAGAGCCCUAAUGGAUGCCCAUUGAUAUCCCGCCUUUCUUCCAGCCCUCCGCAAAGAUGGUUUUGUCUCUCCCCAGGAACAGUAUACUACAGGGAUGCCACCAGGGACCAUGUGACCAAGUUUGUCUUUGGAAAGUGCUCCAGAAAUGCCUAGGGGGGUGCUCUGCCUCCCAGGCUCUGAGCCUCUGUCCCAGCUGUGCAUAUUCUCAGCUGCUGCCACCUGUGUGGAGGUAUCGGACAUAGGCAAAGGCACUGCUUUGCUUAAAUGCACCACAGUUCUGAGCUGUCAGUGGCUUCAUGGUGCCUCUCUACCUCUCCAGGAAGCCCAGGCCGGGGGCUUUGGGGAUAGGCAACGUGGUGCGGAGUCCCCUGAGGUUACCUUUUAUAAUCCCAGAUGGGAGUAGAACCCUGACUUGCCUCACAGGCUUCAUUGUAAGCUCACACUGGGAAGAUUCAUUUUGGCGUAAUCACAUACAAUUAUGCUCAUACCAACCCUUCCCAGAGUUCUGGGGUCAUUCUAGGACACUUCGCAUUUAGAGCAGCUUUUUAGUACAUCAUGGCGGUGAGUGAGGGAAGAGCCUGGUGAAGGGACUGGCUCUGACCAGAUCAGGUUGGUUAGAGUUCUCAAAUUCAAGGAGGAAUCAGCAUGUGAUGGGAAGGGGCUGUUCUCUCCCUUUCUGGGUGUGGCUUGCAGGGAGCAAGGUCUUGGCACCCCUAGCAGGACACAGAUACAGGGGAGGGUGGACUGUGGUGGGAUCCAGCCUCAGGAGUCAGUCCAGAGUGAUGGAAGGGCUGAUGUCAUCUCCAAGGUACUGCCCUUUGGGUGCCGACACAAUCACUGAAAUUUCUUGAAGCAUGGGAAACUGCAAGUGACUAGGUAUGGAAGGAAGCUCCUAGGCCUUGUGUCCUCUGCACUGAGGCCUGAGGCUGCUGACAGUUGACACGGAGCCAUAGUGUUAAAUGCCCUUUUUUCUGUCAUCCAGGACAAGCUGGGGGGAGGGGGAGAGGCCAGUAUUGAGUGCCUGCGGCGUCUGCUACUACAUCUUCACUAUCCAGAACUUGUAACUAAAAUAUUUAAAGAGGCUGAUUUUGAAUGAAAAUUAAAGGGCAAAUGUUCUCAAACAGGGUUCCAGCAUCUGUGCUCCUUUUGGUCCUUGAGGUUGUACAGCCACUGCUUGGCAGCCACAGUGUGUGAGGCCCCCAUCCCAUACUUUAGACAUGUUAGGGCUAUGCUAAUUUAACUGUCAGCCAGGGGUACCCACAAACCACUUAGUACCCUGGGUUCCUUUCGGGGAGCCCGACAGUUGUGACAAGCCAACUCUUGAAGAGAUGUCGUAGCUCCUACCUAUGUGAAGCCCUUUAAAACACCGGGGAACAGUUGCCCCUUUGAGGGACUUGUGUUAUUUCUGAGAUGGAGUGGAGAGACAUGAACACUUCUAAUUUCACUUGAACUUAGUUGUCACAUGUGUACCAAGAUGUUUGUGGUUAGAAUAAACAGAGAGGUCGCCUAGGAGCAGUAGUAUGUGAGGGACAGGACAGGGUUGGUCACUUUAGGGUGUCCACAAGGGAUAAUGGGUAUGAUGGAGGGUAGACUUCAACCCUCCCAGCCUUCACACAGAAUCCGGUCUGUUGAUCCUGCCUUCAGUGAGGCCCUCCUGUGGCAGGAAGAGGAAGCUGGUAGGUGGUUCAGUGAGUUGUGGUGUGUCAGGUGCAGCGCUAGACAUGCUACCAGAUGCGAUGUUUCCAGCAACUUCUGGAGUAGCUGCUGUCAGAGCUGGGACCUUGGUGUUCAAACGAAGUGGCUUGUACUUCAUAAAGCAGUGGCAGAAGUUGGUUUGCAUGGUCUCCCACAGCAACCUACACCUGUGAGCCAGCUCUAGUGGUCGGUGCUAAGUUAACCUCUCCAGAACCUCUGUUUUCUCAGGAGGAGCUUCCAUGGGUUCACUGCGGAGAUUAAGGUAGUGUUUUCCUCAGGCACCAUGGUCUUUUAGGGCAUCUCUUCCCUUUCCUGAGCCAGUUCUGGAAGAGCAGGGGCUGCUUCCGUGCAGACCACUUUGACUGCAGCAAUGAGGCAAAGAUGCCAGCAAAAGAGAAGGCUUUAUUAGAGUGGACCAGCCCCAGGGGCUGCUGAGAUUCCAGCCAUGGAGCAGCUGCACUUUCCUUGUCCUCUGCUCCAGACUCAGCACCAGGAAUAUUGGGUGACUCCUUGUGUUGCCACCCCCCCCACACACACACACACAAGUGUUUGGUGAGUUACCCGAUGGGUGACCUAUACCAGAUGCUACCUGUGUUGUAACACUGGAGGGAUCUGGAGAUUGGUCAAGUGAAAUUUUGUUGCAUCUGCUACACCUCAGAGACUGGGUUCUCAAACCUAGGGAAAGGACUGUCUGCAGAUACCCACUUACCUAGUUCUUCAGAAACCAGCAGUACUGGAUUUAAAGCAUUGGGUAAAAUCAGUCCAUAUGUUCUGUGGUGUCUCGUUCUAAAAGCGGACAGUGGAUUGAAUAAACUUCAUA